Penicillium oxalicum is the source of this 1218-nucleotide messenger RNA. RefSeq lists its product as uncharacterized. NCBI's taxonomy places the organism in Eukaryota, Fungi, Ascomycota, Eurotiomycetes, Eurotiales, Aspergillaceae. Gene Ontology annotation, molecular function: O-methyltransferase activity. The coding region runs from base 1 to 1218 and encodes 405 amino acids. The record is from RefSeq and is a predicted model, not a curated record. The transcript has 5 exons.
AUGACAUUUCCAAACGCUGAUGCGCAGAAAAUUGCCGUGCAAAAAGAUGUGGAUGAAGUAGUUGCCGCAGCGCAACGCUUUUUGCACGGCAGCGGUAACGCUACGAGCGAUGAAGCCAAAGUUGACCUACAAAAAAAGGCGUCCAACCUGGUGCAAACUAUCCGGGGGCCCAUACCAGCGGCAUUGUCGUCCAUGGAGGAUAUUGUGAAAGUGGCAUCACUGCGCACUCUUUUCGAGGCCGGGGUCUUCCAUGCCAUGCCCAAAGGCGGCGCUUCCAUGACAGCCAGCGAGAUAUCUGCACAGACAGGUUUGGAUAAAGGCAUACUGAUCCGUCUCAUGCGAGCAGUGACGCCUCUUGGUCCCUUUCAUGAAGUGGGCGAAGAGGAAUACGCCCACACGCCCUUUUCGGAGGCCUAUCUGACCGCAGAUAUUGCGGGCUGCUUCCCAGUCAUGUCAAACUUCAUCUUCGGGCCGGUCUUGCAGAUCUGCGACUUCCUCCGCCAGAACAAUUGGAAAGAUGCCAUCACGACCCGCAACAACCCAUUUACUCUUGCUCAUAACUGCCCGGGUGAGACGAUGUUUGAGUAUCUUUACAAGAACUCGAAGAACGUGGCGCCUGUGACCAAGGCUGAAGCUGCGGAUGUCGACCAGAUUGCUAUGGAUCUAUAUCCGUGGGAAGACCGACUCUCUGAUGCUAAAGGGUCUAAUGCAACUCUCGUUGACAUCGCCGGCAGUCACGGCAACGGCACGCGAGCGAUUAUGGCACUCGCUCCAAAAUUAAAUGGGUGCCGAUUCAUCGUGCAAGAUCUUGAACCAGUCAUUGGUGAGCACAGCCAAGCUCUGCGCGCCGAAGGGAUCGAACCGCAAGUUUAUGACUUUCUGAAGCAAGAACAACCUGUUCACGGGGCCUCGAUUUACUACUUCCGCCGCGUCUUUCACGACUGGCCUGAUUUGCCUGAAGGUAAAAAGAUUCUCGACAAUACUCGUGCUGCAAUGAGCCGGGAGCACUCCCGCAUCCUGAUACACGACAUCAUCGUCCCAGAAAUCGGUGCGACGAUGAGUCACGCCUGGCAGGAUCUCAGUUUGAUGGCCAUUGGGGGUAUGGAGCGUACCGAGAAGGAUUUCGCCCGGCUCUUGGACAUUGCUGGCUUGGCGCUGGUGAAGGUGUGGCGAAAACCUGGAGACAUGAUGGGCAUCAUCGAGGCCAGGUUGAAAUAA